This is a messenger RNA of Soboliphyme baturini, 393 nucleotides long. Lineage: Eukaryota; Metazoa; Nematoda; Enoplea; Dioctophymatida; Soboliphymatidae. The record is from the annotation of a GenBank genome assembly.
AUGCGUGCUAGCAUGCAGACCAGCAACCGGUUGCGCGCAACUCACUUGAACUCAAAACAAACCGACCUCGCCGCCUGGCCGUCGGACUUCGUGUCAGUGGUUGUCGUGCUUCCGCAUGACAUAGCAGUCAUCGUAGCAAACCGGUGCGACUGCUGGAUCUCUUCUCUUUCGCAUCUUCAUCGACGUAAAGACCACCCGAUUGGCGACGCGAACCGCUGGUCCAACAGCACGCGGUGCUCGCCUAUCGUGAGAUGUAACGUUUUGGUCCCGGAGCAUCUUCGUUGGCCACCCGACAUGACCGGUGUUGCGGGGGUCCUUGAAACGGGGUACGCUGGCAACGUUUCAGCGCCGAUUUUUCUACCGUCCACUUGUGACCACUACACGUUCCGAUGA